AUGUUUUACCGCGUGUCCCUAAUGUCCAGUAUCGCGUUGAUGUUACUGAUCAACAUUCCUUACAAGGCGGCAGGUUCUCGGGUGCAAGACUUUCCAAUUCAUUCCCACGACGGACGCGAUCUGCAGCGCGGCUCGGUGGACGCUAUUCAACGUGUGCGCGAGUUUCAUUCCCGGGCCGACGGUGACAGAAGCUCUUGGCGAAGUAACAAUGCGAUUCUCUGUGACAAGAAAGUCAACGAUGCCAUGAAGACCGGGAAUUAUGCCAUCCAUUGCCAGAAGAAGCAGGGUUUCGAGUAUCGGACUCUCAAGACCGUGAUGCUUGAGAGUUUUUUAGAUACAGGUGACACUCGCUACAAGUGGCCGGUCGGUGAAAAGGGCACUUCCCGCCUCAACAACAACAAAGCCGCACCUGGCUUGAAAUCAUACAUCACGGACGCUGGUCGCCGAGCAACCGCCGACACUACGACAGCAAAUAUGCAGACGGCUGUGGUCGAUAUUCUGCACGCCGCCGGAUGGGUUCCAAAGACCAAAUACGAUGAGGGGAAAUGGAAACAGCUCGGCAAUCAGAUGUACGACCAGAUGAGAGACUCCAUCAUUGAUAUGGAGCAAGAGAUCGCCGCAGCGCCACUUGUUCAUUGCGGCAUGAAUCCAAAUGGAUACUACGACCCGCCAUUGAAGCGAAAGAAGGGGGGCCCACCCCCACCCCCACCCGUAAAAGUUCCUACCAAUGACCCCAUCACGGGUUGCUGCAAGAAGGAAGAUUACCCCGACUCCAACAUCUCUGAGAGAUGGCGCCCAUCAGACACCGACUUUCAGUCAGGAAAUGGGUCCGGUAGCCCAAACCAGUGCUCUCGCAAGAGUUGUGACCCAAAGGUACAAUGCUGUCUCAAAGCUGACGGGAAGACCCGCAAAGACGCGUCAUCGAGACGUCCUCCAGGUCGACGAGAGAUGCUGAGCGGUCCCAUAUUGGCCGGCCAGAUGCAAUACCGUGCCAAUCCCAACGACUGCAAGAAGGGCGACGACGAGGACAGAACGACAGUCAAUGAGGCAGAGGCCGCAAACGCACAACCCAGCGACGGUGGCAACCCCGCAAAAGGUGGAGAUCCAUACGCAAUCAGCCAGCUUAGGAAAGCCUUGACGGCAGGCUCCGUGCCAGCAGCAGCAGCACUUGCGGCGGCAGCAGUGGCGGCGCCAGCCGCAGCUGCAGCACUUUCAGCAGCGGCAGCUGCUGCACCAGCGGCAGCAACAGCUGUGGCUGCGGUCGUAGCUGCGCCUGAGGCAGCAGCAGCAGCAGCCGCAAUAGCAGCACUCUCCACCGCAGCUAGCACCAGUUUGCCAGCCUAUCAAGCGCUUGACAAUGCAGCGAAGACGAGCAAAGAAGCAGCAACCGCAUUUUCAAAACUCGGCUCUCCACCCCCUCAGGACAGCGGGCCGACUGGCGGAGAUGACGGAGGAGCAGGAGCGGCUACUAGCAGAACUUCUUCCUCCGUCCUGCCAACGUCGACUACAGCGCCCUCUGACUCCUUGAUUCCAAUAGCCGACAUGACAUCCUCUAACACUUCGCCAAAGCCCACUGCGACGCCUACCGAGACGGGACGCGACCCGACAGACACCACGACCAAGCCCCCGGGGAAUGCCGGCAUUCCCAACCGAAGAUUUGUCCACCCUUGA
Messenger RNA from Ceraceosorus guamensis, 1671 nucleotides. RefSeq lists its product as hypothetical. Bases 1 to 1671 code for a protein of 556 amino acids. The record is from RefSeq and is a predicted model, not a curated record. NCBI's taxonomy places the organism in Eukaryota, Fungi, Basidiomycota, Exobasidiomycetes, Ceraceosorales, Ceraceosoraceae. The transcript has 5 exons.